Messenger RNA from Cuscuta campestris, 2131 nucleotides. NCBI's taxonomy places the organism in Eukaryota, Viridiplantae, Streptophyta, Magnoliopsida, Solanales, Convolvulaceae. The record is from the annotation of a GenBank genome assembly.
CUCGGUCAGUGAAAGUGAUCGGCUCCCGCCUGGUUUGCUUCCGCCGAGGGUCAAGGGCAACUGAACCGACAUAGAGUUCACGCCCCCACUUCUUCCUUUGAGAAGCAGAAUCUCCUCUCUCUGGCCCGCCGUAGAUCAUUUCCACAUGUUCCUUCCCAGCCGCCUGCUUCUUUUUAUUCUGGCUGGCCGGUUGUCCUUCAGGUCGUAUCCACUGGUUCUUCUUUUGUUAGGCCUGGGAAGGGUCUCAAUCAUCUGCUUGAUCACCCCUUUAACACUCUUGCACUCGGCUGUGUUAUGGGUGUCCGUUUUGUGGAAAGAGCAGUAUUCUUCUCUGCCUUCACUUCUCAUCCCUGUCCACUCGCCUCUGCAACUUCUCCAAUCGGGCUUCUACCCAAUCCACAUGGUCCCUGGGCUGCUCGACGUGCGUUCGAACCGUGUGCCUAGGGUGACUUUCUGCUUUCUCUUCCUCGCGGGGCGCCCGGCUGUGCUGGGGCUCAUCUUGAGGACAAGGUUCGAUCCGCCUGGUUGUGAUGCAAGAGAACCUUACGGCGCCUCUUUUCAUUCACAAGUCGCAUCAUCAGUGAAGACGUUGAAGCGGUUCGAUGUAUAUCUACCUUUGGAUUCUUCUCCCAAUCCAAGUUCUCAACCUUACGAUGUGAGUUCCCCUUUGAAUUUACCCCCAUAUGAGUCCCUUGCUCCCAUUCCAUCGCCCGAUGAGAACAACCCUCCCUAUUGCGUCUAUCCUCCGCCGUCAGCUACUCUUCCCAGCCCCGGCGGCGGGUAUAUUCCGUCGCCGUCGUUCCCGACGCCGCGCAGCCCGCCUCAAAUCGUCCCGAGCCCAGCCGAACCUGUUCAUAGCCCGCCUCAAAUCGUCCCGGGCCCAUCCGAACCAGUUCAUAGCCCGCCUCCGAUUGUCCCGAGCCCAUCCGAACCAGUCCAAAGCCCGCCUCCAAUUGUCCCGAGCCCGCCCGAACCAGUCCAAAGCCCGCCUCAAACCGUCCCGAGCCCAACCGUGCCAGUUCAAAGGCCGCCAAUGAUUGUGCCGAGCCCGAACGAACCAGGUGUAAGCCCACCUCAAUUCGUCCCUAGUCCAACAAGGCCAUUUGUAAGCCCGCCAUACAUCAACCCGAGCCCAACUGAGCCUGUUCCAAGCCCACCGCGGGCAGGGGGGCCAUUCCUGCCACCAGUGGUGUACCCCCCUCCGACGGCGCCGCCGCCACCGUCAACGACGCCUCCGACGGCGCUGUGGUGCGUGGCUAAGCCGGCGGUUCCGGAACCAAUAAUACAGGAGGCAAUGAACUACGCGUGUGCAUCGGGGGCGGAUUGCGACCAGAUUCAGCCGAACGGGGUGUGCUUCCAGCCGGAUACUCUCUUCGCCCACGCCUCAUACGCCUUUAAUAGCUAUUGGCAGAGAACGAAGCAGGCCGGUGGCACUUGCGAGUUCGGAAGCACCGCCAUGCUUGUCACCGUCGAUCCAAGUUAUGAUGGCUGUCAUUUCACAUAUAUGUAACUUACAUUACUACUUGGUUUGGUAUAUAUAUAUAUAUAUGUGUGUGUGUGUGUGAAUGCUAUAUAUAGUAGCUUGCUUGCUUGCUUAUACUGGCUGGGAAUUAAUGGAUCGCGAUCGAGCACGCAUAAAUCCCAUCGUCAAUAUCAGUCUUAAUGGAUACGAUCGAGCACGUAACGAAGUUCAUGUGAAGAUCGAUCGUGCGACUACAUUUUCUGUAGCAAAAUUCUUUAGGUACGUACAUACCGAGAACAAACAACACUUCUUUGAAUAUAAUGCUUCCAUGUCGUCGUGGGAUAUACCUUUAGAUGAUGUUAAAAAUAGUACUAUUAUUAUUGGUGUACAUUAAGAAUUACUCUUUUGUGUUACAUUUUGUACUUGUCAUAUACUCUCUCCGUCCCCCAUAGAUCUUCCCAUUAACCCUUUUUAUUUGUCCCACAUAGAUCUUCUCAUUACCUUUUUUAACAUUUAAAAUACCACAACUACCCCCACUUACUUUAUUUAUUACACCUUUUCCACCUUAUUUAAUACACCCCACCCAUUUUCAUUAAGGGUAUUUUGGUAAACUUUCACCUUUUUUCAACUCUCCUUAAAAACCGCAAAAAAUCAAAAUGAGAAGAUCUU